GUUCUGCUUUAUCGAGUUGGUGCAAGCACAACCUAGCCGUCUUUUCUAAAAUAUAGAACUCGUAAACUCGAAAUUUUAAUUCCGCCUCUUUAAGUAUAAGUAUAAGAUAACUCUGUCCACUAAGGCUCGAAAAAGCACAAGUUAUAGUGUGACUUAACCUUUCAGACAAGGGUGGAUAUAUAAUUUGUUCACUUUAUUGUAUAGGUUCGAUAGAAUCUAGUAGCUUUAGCCCGGAUCUUAUAUAAAUGUUGAGAAAUUCACUAGCAAGCAAGGGGUGUCUCGAAUCAUAAAUUUCAAAUCUUUGAUCCGUCUUUCCUUUCAGAGAUUCUUAUCUAGGAUCAUUUGUAAGUAGUAUUGUAUGUUUAGAAUGUUGAAAGAACUAUUACACAUUUGCGGAGAGCAUAAAGAAACAUGUGCGCGAAAGCUAGUCCAGACACCACGGUUAUAAAAAAAAAUAAACAUAAACAAAUAUGCAAUUGUUAGCUAAGUGGCUAUAUCUAGUUUUGUAUCUUUCUUUUGCCCUGAUAUUGUAGAUUCUCUCCUGAAUAUUAGCUAUUCGGGCCAUUUUCGAAGGGGAGCUAGGAAAGAUAAAAUUGUAUCUGUGUGACCUAUAGCCUUAGAAGCAACCACUAAUGCUUGGGUGCGGCCCUUUCCUAAGCCCUGCUAACGCGGGAUGCUUUGUGCACUGAGUUGUCAUUAUUUUGACCAUUUUCCUAGGAAUCCAUACUCGAUACUGUAGAUUCGCCCCUGAAUAGGAACCUAUACUCGAUAGUGUAGAUCCACACCUGAAUAUCAACAUCUAUGUAGACCAUUUUUUGGACUAAUGUCAUUCUUACUUCUACAGAGAUCAGGUUUUGGAGUACAUGAAGUGGGCUAAACCUAUUAUAGUAAAGCUUCUCGAGGUGUUGCUGGAGAAACUAAACGUUAAGCAGAUUGAUGAGCCGAUGAAGUCUGUUGUAAUGGGCACGUUGAUCGUUAACCUCAUUCACUACCCAGUGUGCCCAAACCCCGAGCUCACUGCUGGUGCUGGCCGUCAUGCUGAUGUUUCUUCGAUCACUAUGCUACUACAAGACGAUGUUGGUGGCCUUUACGUGCGAGAGCCCAAAGGUGAUGGCUGGAUUCAUGUGCCCCCAGUUAAAGGGGCACUCGUGAUCAAUAUCGGAGAUGUCCUUCAGAUCAUGAGCAACGAUAGGUACAAGAGUGUCGAGCAUCGUGUAAUCGUGAAUGCCAGUAGAAACAGAGUGUCAGUGCCCAUAUUUGUGAAUCCAGCACCUGAUGCAGUUUUUGGUCCUUUGACACAAGUGCUAGAAAAUGGAGAGAAACCAUUGUAUAAGCAUGUUGUUUAUUCAGACUACUUCAAUUAUUUCUUCAGUAAAGGCCAUGAGGGUAAGCAAACAAUUGAAUUUGCAAAACUAUGACAAGUUUGCUGAUUCAACACUCAUUUCAUCUAUGUAUAUGGAAUAUGAAACCUUUCGUAUCAAAGUAGUAACAAGCCGAGUAUUACAACUCUGGGGGAGAAACAAAGCUUCGUAGACAGACAGCUUCACUUCCUCCAAUCUAUAUAGUACAUAGCUUAGUUUUCACUUUGUCAUCAUAGUUGUACACUAUUCAAACUAUUCCAUUUUGGGACUUCAAACUAACCGCACGUGAAACUUCUGAUGAA
Solanum pennellii is the source of this 1663-nucleotide messenger RNA. RefSeq names its product feruloyl CoA ortho-hydroxylase 2-like. Gene Ontology annotation, molecular function: dioxygenase activity. The transcript has a single exon. The record is from RefSeq and is a predicted model, not a curated record. The coding region runs from base 864 to 1418 and encodes 184 amino acids. NCBI's taxonomy places the organism in Eukaryota, Viridiplantae, Streptophyta, Magnoliopsida, Solanales, Solanaceae.